This is a messenger RNA of Vicugna pacos (alpaca), 2123 nucleotides long. The record is from RefSeq and is a predicted model, not a curated record. NCBI's taxonomy places the organism in Eukaryota, Metazoa, Chordata, Mammalia, Artiodactyla, Camelidae.
AUGCUCUGUGUCAAAGGAGUAAUCACACUCCACCUUCCAAGCCAGCCCUGCACCCCAGAGCUCUGCCCAGGGUCAGUGGUCCUUCAAGAGGAAAGCCUGGGGACAGAGGCCCAAGUGGAAAAGGUCAUGGAAAGGAACUCUUCAGACAGGGAGCAGCCCCUAGAGGACAAGGGUGAAGGCCCAGCUGCGGAGGUUCCAACCCGAGUGCCGGAGCAGAACCUCAGACAGCCAUCACCAGGGUCCCAUGACCCAACGCUGCAGCCCAAGCCAGUUGUCGACCACCUCUUACCACAGAACCAGAGCAGGGACCGUUCUAAGCAGUUGGCCCUCAGGGUGCUAUGCCUGGCCCAGCGCCAGUAUUCCCUACUCCAAGCAGCCAACCUCCUGACCCCUGACAUGAUCACAGAGUUUGAGACCCUGCAGCAGCUGGUGCAAGAGGAAAACAUUGAGCCUGGAGGAGAGGCCUCGAGGGAGCCUGGCCCAGCCAGAGGGCCGCCUCUGGCUCAGGAGCUGCGUUCAGAGUCAAAGCCUCUAGGAUACUCUGGCCCCGUGACACGGACCAUGGCGAGACAAAUGAGUGGCCUCAUACAUGCUCUGGGGGUCCCACCUGGGCCUGACCACACCCCAGUCCAGGCAUCCCGGCGACCCGCAGAGAAGAAGAGGGGGAGACAGAGCCCCUCGGAGCCAGACAGCUCCCCAGCCCCGAAGCCUGGGACCAAACGCCAGCGCCAGUCUUUCCUGCCCUUCCUGAGAAGGGGGUCCCUGCCUGAGGCUCGGCCUUUGUUCGGGCCCACCACCCCCCCAGGAGGAAGGGCCUCCUCAUCCAGCCAUUCCACUCACUGCUGCCCAACCACAGUCAUCAAAAGUCGGGUACCCCUGGGCCCUUCCGCUCUGCAGAACUGCUCCACUCCUCUGGCCCUGCCCACACGGGACCUCAAUGCCACCUUUGAUCUCUCCGAGGAGCCCCCCUCAAAGCUGGGUUUCCACGAAUGUGUCAGCUGGGACAGUGUUCCCCAGGCGCUGAGCAGGUGGGACCAGCCCGUCAUCCCCAGUGGACCCAUGCCUCUGUUCACAAUGAAGGGCCCCAAGCCAGCAUCCUCCUUCCCUGGGCCCUCAGCCCGCAAGAAGAAGCGUGUUGUCAGUUCCUCAGUCUCCCGGUCACUGGGAGUCACCCGGGGCCGCAGCCGCAUCGCCCGCCUCCCCAGCAGCACCUUGAAGAGGCCAGCUGGGCCCCUGGCAAUUCCAGAGCUCCCCUCCAGUCCCCACUGCCCUGGAAACUAGAGGAGCCAGAAGGAACUGAUGGGAGUCAGGGGAGUACUGUCAGCUGGGAGUUGCUCCACCAAGUUUCCUGAAGCCACCUGCACCAGGAGCCCUGACCCACCGUCUUCAACUCGGAGCAGCUAAUGCCAACACCCUCUUCCUUUAUUAAUACUCUUCCCCCCGCCGCUCAUUCUGCUACUUACCCUCUUUAUCAAUCUCUUGUUACACUCAGCUUCUUAGCCUGUAUAUAUUCAUUUGUGUGUUAGUGUGUUGCUAUUUUAAAAGGUGCUGCCAUCCUUCCUCUCUAGUUUAUUACCCUCUCUGUGCAGGAAAGUGGCUUUGGAGGGCCUUUAUUCCCCAUCCCCAUCUAACACAGGGCUCUGUGCAGUGAUGGCCACUGUGCAGUAGAGGUGGGAUGAGCAUGGGAUGGGGGUGUGGGGGAGUCCCAGCUUGGCUCUUCCUAGUUUGAGAGAGAGCAAGAGAGAGAUGGAGGGAGAGAGGAAGAGAGAGAGACAGGCAUCUUCAGCCCCAUCCCCCCAGCCUGGAGCAAGAGCCCCAGCCCCAUGCCACAGUCCUGGUGAUGAUGCAGAUGGUGGUGCUUUGAUUUCCACGUGAAGAUAAGCUUAUUUUUACCCUUUUGUAAACAGGAUACACACUCAGUGUAAAAAGACAUGUAAAGAAGAAAGGGAAAUUCAGCCUUAAUGCUGGUGGUCCUAGACAUAAGAAGUGUUAAUACUUGGGUUUAUAUCCUCUGAUCCUUUAUUUCUGCAUAUAUACAUUUAUAUAUAUAUAUAUACACAUACACACAUAUGUAGAUAUAGAUAUAUUUUUUUAUUAUAAUGAUUAAUAAACCAUCUCCAUCC